AUGGACUCGUCGCGACGUCCAGUCGAUCGUCACCCAUUGAAUUGGGAUCGGCUUAUGAGUCGUUUAUCCGCAAGGGAAACGGUUAUGUUUGGUUUUAAGGAUUUUAGGGAAACAAAGCUGGAUGUUGGAGAACCAGCUGUUACACCCAAAGUAAUUGUUGCCGUCGACAAUCUUCGUUUAGAUGGGAAGAACUACAGUAUUUGGUGUUAUAGGAUGCUUUCCUAUGUCCUGAAUGAUCUUACACGUGUGCUCUAUGCGCCAUGGCCAAGAUUUCUGGUAGAAACCGAAGCAAGUGUUGAAGAAUUUGCUAUAUCAAGGGCUGCUGAAGAGAUUUGGAACAAGAAUGACUCCCUUUGUUUUCAUACAAUCUUGAACCAUCUAUCUGAUGAUCUCUUCCUUCAUUACUCAAAGAGGGGGAAUUACUCAAAGAGGGGGAAGAAAACAAGUGCUAAGCAACUGUGGCAUGAGCUACAAUCGAGGUUUGGAGAACACGAUUCUUGCGUUCCAGAUUACCUGGAAUAUCAUUUCCUUGAAGAGGAACCAAUGGUGGAGCAAGUUGAAGAACUGAAUGCAAGGUUCAAAGAACUGUUUAAAUGUGAAGAAAUGGCGAUAGAUGAGGAAUUUCAUGUGAUUGGUUUUUAUAAAUUUGGGCAUUAUGCUAAUAAAAGUAUUGGAAAUUAA
This is a messenger RNA of Prunus avium (sweet cherry), 681 nucleotides long. The record is from RefSeq and is a predicted model, not a curated record. Lineage: Eukaryota; Viridiplantae; Streptophyta; Magnoliopsida; Rosales; Rosaceae.